Eleginops maclovinus (Patagonian blennie) is the source of this 3343-nucleotide messenger RNA. RefSeq lists its product as uncharacterized. The transcript has 2 exons. The record is from RefSeq and is a predicted model, not a curated record. The coding region runs from base 348 to 1226 and encodes 292 amino acids. Lineage: Eukaryota; Metazoa; Chordata; Actinopteri; Perciformes; Eleginopidae.
UCGUCGUUGUUCGUCCUUUCUUGCUGUUUCCCCGUGAUGUCUUGGAUCGCCCUUUUUCAGCCCUCCUUUUUCCACUGGUUUGUCUGAGUUUUAAUUUGAUACUUUUGCUUGGUUGUACUUUUUGUCUGCGUUUUUGUCAACAGCUUUUUUAUAAAUAAAAGCUCGCCUUCUGUUACGUUGGAACCCCUGCCUCCUCUAUUUGCUUCUGCACCUGGCUCCUUCCCCAAAUCCUGACAGUAGCUACGACACGACCAAAGAAUGGACCCAGCAAAAACAAAUUCAAUAAGUCUUGAUGGCCCACCAGGCAACCUCGACCCAGGUACCUCUGCUGAGCUGACCUCCACAUCAUGAUGCAGCAGCUGGCUACCAUGAUAGAUCAGCUGAUCCCCAUAGAGGCUAUUCUACCUCCACCCUUAGCGCCAGCACCUGUUCCAGCUCCUGACCUGACUGGGUACGCUAUGGAGCCUCGUGUGGGAACGGCCGAAUGCUACACUGCCCUUACCCCGUCCUCCUUGUCACUUCAAGGCCUUCCCGGCCUUCACAUUGUUCCCAGGCCGAGUCCCGGCCGACAUGCUUCCACCUGCAGUCUGGCCCACUCCAUCCCUUCCUACCCUGUCGGCGGCCCGGCUGACUCCAGCCACUCCUGUCCGGUCGGCGGCCUGGCCGACCCCAGCCCCGCCUGUCCUGUUGGCGGCCCGGCCGACUCAAGCCCCGCCUGUCCAGUCGGCUCCAGCCUUGCCUCCAGUCUCGCCAGUCCUGUUGACUCCGAUCUGGCCUGUUCUGUCGACUCCGGCCUCGCCUGUCCAGUCGGCUGCAGCCUCGCCUGUCCAGUCGGCUCCAGCCUCGCCUGUCCAGACGCCUCAAGCCUCGCCUGUCCAGGCGACUCCAGCCCUGCUCUGAUGGGGGUCCCGCCAACACCUGUUCGUGCUGCAGGUCCUCCGGAGCGGUCCCGCAACCCUCCAGAGGGGUCCCACCGCUGCCUACGCCGUCCUCGAGCAUGUUCCUGUCGUCCUCCAGCCCGACCUCCAAAGACAUCUCGUCGUCCUCCAGAGGCGUCUCGUCGCCCUCCUGCCCGUCCUCCAGAGGCAUCUCGUCGCCCUCCUGCCCAGGCCCCCAAUGUGUCCCCGUCGCGGCCUCCGGCCCCGUCUUCGUCGCCUUGCUACCGGGCCGUCCGCCGUACUACAUCAGAGAGGUUCACUGCACUGCCCCCUCCUGUAUGGGAAUGACUAUGAAUAUAAAUAGGUGAGCUCCUCAAGGUAUUACAACUCAUCCAGGCUUGGUAGCUGGUUGAGAAUGUCAAUACCUACAUAAUACUGGAAUUGUAAUUUCCCUUAGUUUCUAAAGGUUACAAUAGUGGAAGUUUUCACCUAGGGUUUAAAUUAUCUUUGGCACCCUAAUAUGUCAAUGUAAGAGUCAAGGAUAUGGCAAAUGUAUACCAUAAUCCUCCCUUAAUGUAACACUUAGAUAAAUCUGGUAUUUUAAACAUUUGAGUAGAAAUGAAUGCUCGCUACUAAGUUGGUGCUGACAAUUGAUGCCAGAUGUUUACAUGAUGAUAAUUGUCUCUGUUUUGUUUCAGAUCACUUUCUAAUUUAAAAUUGUGUGUAAGGGAAAUAGAGUAUUCUUCUCAGCCUCAGGGCGCGCUCUGGUAAUCGAUGAACAAUCUGAACUGGAAAUACCCCUAUUGGAUUAAAAAGCUUAGCUCUAUGCAUGUGCAGCCUGGCAUGUGAAGUGUGCAAAUACAGAACAUAUUGCCUACCUCUUUACGAGGUCAACAUCCAACAAGCACAAUAACAUUUUUGGGACUACCUCAAGGAUCUGCAAGUGGAUCACCAGCAUACCUGGCAGGAAACGACUCAGCAAAUACAAAUAGGAACAGAGAGAACAUUAUCAGGCAGGAGACAAAUCCAGAGACAGAUAUGUGAAGACAACGAUGCGGUUUAAGCAGAGUAGGCCAUUAAAAUUCCAUUUGAAUCAUUGCAAUCUGCGGUAGUGAAAAACUGCAAAGCUGGGUAACACAUAGGGACUGAUGCUGGGAAUGUGUGACUCAAUCCUCCCCUGAAUUCAAAAAUGUUGCUCCUUCCUGUGAUCAGUCAGCCCGGGGCAAAACUGGCACUGCUGGACUGCGCCUUAGUGAGAGAGGGAGAGGUGAGAAAAGGGAAAGGGGAGAGGAGAAAGAUGUUGCUGUGUGUAUUUGAGGAGGGCUCUAGGCCAUGAUACCAAACUUCCUUUGAACCAAGCAGCUGCAGGACUGAUAUAAUAUUUAAUGAAAUAAUUAGAUACACGGAGAAUGCAUUGGUAAGGGAGAGCACCUUUUUUAUGCUGAGGAUCUGGAAAAAUGCAGCACUAAUAGACAUCAUUUGGCGAGUUGCCAUCAUCUCUCAGUUUCUCUUCCUCCCUUCUCUGCGUAACGAUUGCAGCCCAACUCUGAUAUUAAAAAUGUAUGCAUUAAUCCAGAUUUUUUUUUGUGUUGGUAAUAUAUUCCUUUUAUUUAUUUCUGUAGGCAAAGUCUCAUUGUCAGCAGCAUUACAUUCAGUGGUUUUGCAUUCACAUAUAUAUAUAUUAUGGAUGACUCAACUAUUCAAUUUAAAAGUUGGUACCAUAUGUCUAAAGUAAACAUGAUAAAAUUACACAUUGUUUAUUUGAAUGCUGGAUUUUGCCAAUAGGCUGAAGCUGAGAUAUAAAUGCUUUGUCUUGUUUUCGUGUUAUUUGUUGUCUCUGUAAGUUCUGUUUCCAUGGUAAUAUUCCAAUAAUGGUCUUUUUAAAGUACGCAUAAAUAUUAAUAAUUGAGAUAUGAAGUGCUACUACCUACAACUUCAUGUAAACACAUUCUGCAAUUAAUAAAGAAAUGCUAAUAUACUACUUUUUAUAAACUUGCUUUUCGUAUCAUGUAGAAUAUUUGUUGUAAUAGAAAUAAAGUAGGUAUUUGAUUUGAAUAGAUUCUUUGGGCGGUUACGAAUUUCAAUGUGAUGUAUUCCAACGUGUCAACACUCUCAUCAUUUCUGCUUACGCCGCAUCCCCCUGCCAAGCGGUGCAUAUAUCAAAUCCUUACAGAAACCCAUUGCUCAUCUUUCCUUUAGCAAACUACGACACACCAUGCACUGUUACCUAGAAAUUCAUAUAAGAUGAAUCGCUUAUAUCUGAAGUGCAGGACGACUUAGGAGUUGCUGAUGAAUCUGUACUGGUUUACCAUAUAGCUCUCUCUUUUAUAUAAAAAGCAUUAUGUUAUCCUGUUUCUUCUGAUAGGAAAAGCAUUCACAUGACUUUAUGUCUCUCAGUCCAACGUGAUACAUUUAUGAUAUUAUUUUUAAUUAUGUUGAACAUGCAUUAAAAAAAAUACAUCAAA